Messenger RNA from Camponotus floridanus (Florida carpenter ant), 1458 nucleotides. Its product is annotated as odorant receptor 82a. Bases 226 to 1458 code for a protein of 410 amino acids. Gene Ontology annotation, biological process: detection of chemical stimulus involved in sensory perception of smell; sensory perception of smell. Gene Ontology annotation, molecular function: odorant binding; olfactory receptor activity. Gene Ontology annotation, cellular component: plasma membrane. The record is from RefSeq and is a predicted model, not a curated record. The transcript has 5 exons. Lineage: Eukaryota; Metazoa; Arthropoda; Insecta; Hymenoptera; Formicidae.
UCACAAUUAUAUGCACCAAAGCAUAUUAAUCCACAAAGUUCUCUUUACAAUAAGCGCUACCCUUUCGCGAGUUAUUGAUUAAAUCCAUGCGUAUUCUGUACGUUCAUCAAACAACUCUAAAGAUUCGCGCAGGCGCUCGUUUGAAUAUAACUCUAACGCACUAUUUGUUACUACAUAUAUAUUUGUCACAUUCAGUGCAUCGUGCGCCUUCACGAAGCGUCCAUCAUGACGUACUCCGAGCAUGAGGCAACAAACAUUCAACUUACAUAUAAAAAUAAUAACGAUUACAGUUUACAAUUAGCUCGUUGGUUUCUAAUGCCACUCGGUAUUUGGUCGCGAAUAAGCAUGACAACGAAAGCCGAGAAAUUUAUUUCAUACGUGCAUAUUCUUGUCUGUUCAUUCUUAAUGACAAUCGUUACGGUGCCGUUUUUCUUAUAUGUAUGGCUGGAGGAGAAAGAUAUAGAGAUAAAAUUGAGCAUGAUAGGUCCGUUGAGUCACUGGAUUAUGGGCAUGAUUAAUUAUUGUUUACUCCUUGCAUACACUAACGAUAUACGCAAAUGCGUGCAACACAUGGAAAUGGAUUGGAGACUGAUUAAAAAUAACGAGGAUCAACAGGUGAUGCUACAACAAGCCAAGGUCGGUCGUUUUGUCUCUGGAAUCUGCGCGAUAUUCAUGCAGAGCGGCACAUUUCUCUUCGCUAUAGUCAAAUCAUUGACUACCACGAUCGUUAUCGUUGGCAAUGAAACCAUUUCAAUGCGUCUAAUGGCUUGUCCGAUUUACAGCAAGUUUAUCGAUACAAGAUUCAGUCCCGCGAAUGAAAUCAUGCAAGUUAUAGAAAUAUUAUCAACUUUUAUAGUUAAUUCCGUUACGGUAAGCAUUUGCAGUCUCGAUGCGAUUUUUGCUAUGCACGCGUACGCUCAGCUGACUGUGUUAUUUUCGUGGUUAAAUAAACUUGUGGACAAAAAUAAUGAAAACAAUUUCGCUGGACGAAGAUUGGCUAUUAUUGUGGAACAUCAUUUGAGAGUGCUGAGUUUUAUAUCACGUAUGGAAUCUAUUAUGCAAAAUAUUUGUCUCGUGGAAUUGCUGGGCUGUACAAUGAAUAUGUGUUUACUUACUUAUUACUUUAUUACGAAUUUUAAUACAUUGGAUGUGGCAAAAUUAAUGUCAUUUGUUAUUAUAUACUUAUCUAUGGCUUUCAAUAUUUUCGUAUUUUGUUAUAUUGGUGAGACCCUCACAGAGCAGUGCAACAACGUCGGUGAAAAGGUGUAUAUGAUUAAUUGGUACGAAUUGCCACAUGAAACUGCUCUUGGGCUUGUUUUAAUAAUAGCACGGUCAAAUAAUGUUAUCAGGUUAACUGCUGGAAAAUUCUUUCAAUUGUCUGUCGCAACUUUUGGUGAUAUAGUUAAAACUUCCAUGGUAUAUUUGAAUAUGUUGCGAACGAUGAAUUCCUCUGCAUGA